Ipomoea triloba (trilobed morning glory) is the source of this 653-nucleotide messenger RNA. RefSeq names its product leucine-rich repeat extensin-like protein 3. NCBI's taxonomy places the organism in Eukaryota, Viridiplantae, Streptophyta, Magnoliopsida, Solanales, Convolvulaceae. The transcript has a single exon. The record is from RefSeq and is a predicted model, not a curated record. The coding region runs from base 1 to 501 and encodes 166 amino acids.
AUGAAGAUGAUCAAAGCCAUGAAGAAGCUCAAGUUCUGGUCCAGAAAGAAGAAAAAAAAGCUCAUCAUAAAACCUCCUUCCACCUACCACAUCCCACCCCCUCCUCCGCGCCGCCCACCACCACCACCGCCGCCGUGCUGCCACUGCUACUAUUACCCGUACAGCCCCGUCGAGCCGUCUGCCCCGCCGCUGCCCCCCGGCGUCGACUUCGAGGAGGAAACCCACGACACCAUUCUGCUGGCAGAAGAAGACUACAUCUCCUUCACUGAAAAAAAUUCACGAGACGUCGAUGAUGAUCCAACGAGCCCGCCGCCGGAAAAGAUUGCAGAGAGUUAUCAGAAGUAUAUGGAUCCGAGUCCGGUGUAUGGAGUUCCGGCGCCGGCAGCCGGAACGGCGAUCAUAAGGGAAAGAGGUGCGGGCGGAUUCGGGUGCGUGAUUGAUGUCGGGUUUCACCUGUUCCGUUGUUUCUUCCCGUGUUUUCACGUACGAGAAUUCAAGUGACCGGAGAUUCAUGUGCGGCGGCGCAGGUUGAUCGAGUUCGUCGUGAAUGUGCGUUAUAAUGAGAAUUAUUAAUGCGGAGAUUAUAAGGCAAGAUUGAAGGCUGUAAUCAUAUUUGAGUAUUUUGAUUUUCACUUCUCUAGUGGUUCCCAAAA